AAAGAGCAAUCAUCCGUUGCCGACUUCCUUCUUGUAGCUAAAUAUCGCUUUCUAUUAAUGGGAAAAAAGAGAGAGCUCUCUUUGCUAAAAAGAGUGGGUUUACCGACUGCCGUUGGAGAUAUUUGUCACUAGCGGUUUGGAGCUUUGGAAGGUGCGGCUUUUGAUCAAACCGCAUCGCUACCAGGACCGGCCGGCCGAGUGGAUCGAGAUCGGCCAGACCGCCUCUCCUCCGGGCAGCACGGUUGGCACGGGAGGAGGGAAUCAUGAGCGAGGGCACGCUGAAAAUGGUGAGGCGCCUGCGCGUCCCCGACAGCGGCGGCGGCAGCAGCAGCAUAGGCAUCGUCGCCGACGACUGGAACAGCGGCGGGCGCUGCAUAGGCGCCCGGAUCCGCGGCGUCAACGUGGGGUUCCUGGACGAGCAGGUGCUGGUGCUGGUAUUCCGCGCGCUCGACUGGGACCCCCGGACGCUCUCCUCCGUGGCGCGCGCCAGCCGCCGCCUCCGCGCCGUCGCGGAGCGCGUGCUGUGGCGCGACCUGUGCGCCUCGCGGGCGCCGCUGAUGGUGGCGGCGCUCACGACCACGGCGACGGGGCGCGUCGGCGGCGGGUGGCCGGCGCUGGCGAAGCUGCUCCUCUUCUGCUGCGGCGGCGCCAUGCCGGGCCACUUCGCCCCCGUGUCCCGGUUCUCCAAGACGUCCGGGCGGAGCUUCCUGCCGCGGCGCUGCGGCAGGGACGUCCUGUACGUGUCGGACCCUUGCGAGCACGCGGCGCCCGGCGACGACGACGACGUGGGCGCGUACCGGGGCGUGUUCCGCGGUUUCGUGGGGUCCCGCACGCGCGCCCGCCUGGUGGACGGCCGCACCCCGCUGGAGCCAACCGUGCGGUGCCCCUACUGCGGCGCCAGCGUCUGGAGCGUGGCCGCGCCGCGCGGCGCGCGCCGCCGCCUCGGCGCGCACGAGAGCCGGCUCCAGUACUUGGUCUGCGUCAGCGGCCACCUCCACGGCAGCUGCCGGCUCUCGCGCCUCUCCUCCAGCGACGGCGGCGCCGUUGGCUCCGACGACGACGACGAUGAUGCAUGACGGGUUCGCUGACGCCGACAGCGGACGACUGAGGACGACCGGGCGCAUGGCGCAAAGAGCCACUUGAUGAAAGUAGCUCUACGUAGCGUUUCGUUUCGUUGGCUUAAUUCAUGUCGUCUUGCGGUGUGUUUCGCAGUGGACUUUUGCACCUAGGUUAAUUCUUGUCGACACGAUGAUCGGAUGAUGGCUCGAGUUCACAGUUAUCAGACGGCCUAUGUGGGGAA
Messenger RNA from Lolium perenne, 1300 nucleotides. RefSeq names its product EID1-like F-box protein 3. Lineage: Eukaryota; Viridiplantae; Streptophyta; Magnoliopsida; Poales; Poaceae. Gene Ontology annotation, molecular function: protein binding. The record is from RefSeq and is a predicted model, not a curated record.